Molecule: messenger RNA, 765 nt
Organism: Vigna unguiculata (cowpea)
Lineage: Eukaryota; Viridiplantae; Streptophyta; Magnoliopsida; Fabales; Fabaceae
Product: zinc finger protein ZAT3-like
Source: RefSeq, a predicted model, not a curated record
AUGAAGGAGGAUUGUGAAUGCGGUGAAGAAGCGGAGAAGAAUCGGAGUAAAGCAAUAGUGCCGAUGGAAGAGGAGGGGUGGAAGGGGAAGAGAGCCUCCUCCGAGCCACGUCCAUGCACGGAGUGCGGCAAGAGGUUCUGGUCGUGGAAGGCACUCUUCGGUCACAUGCGAUGCCACCCUGAGCGUCAGUGGAGAGGGAUCAACCCUCCUCCAAACGCAAGAAGACAUCAUCAUCAGCAGCAGCGGCAGCAGCAGCAACGACAACCGCAGCAACAGAUGACGAUGAUAAUGACCCAGGAAGACCACGAGGUGGCUGCGUGUUUGCUUCUGCUGGCGAAUUCAAACAACAACAGAGAGAAAGGGAAAGAGAAAGGGAAAGAGAAAGAGAAGGAGGAAGAGGUUCAGCAGUGGCAGUUCGAGUGCUCCAGUUGCAACAGGGUGUUCGGAUCGCACCAGGCUCUGGGGGGGCACCGCGCGAGUCACAAGAACGUGAAGGGGUGUUUUGCGAACACCGGUAAUGUAAGCAUAGGGUUAGGCAUUGGAAGUAGCGGGAAGUGUGAGGAGGAGAACGUUAACAUGAGUGGUGAUGGGCACAAGUGCAGCAUAUGCUUGAGGGUGUUCUCCACAGGGCAAGCACUUGGUGGGCACAAGAGGUGUCAUUGGGAGAAUCAGAAAGCCGAAAACCUUCUCCUCCUUGACUUACCUAAGUCCUCCCUCGACUUGAAUUCUCCUCCUCUCACUCUCGAUUUGAGGUUGGGACUCUAG